This is a messenger RNA of Myripristis murdjan (pinecone soldierfish), 7135 nucleotides long. RefSeq names its product MAP/microtubule affinity-regulating kinase 4a (gene mark4a). The transcript is spliced from 17 exons. Gene Ontology annotation, molecular function: tau-protein kinase activity; ATP binding. The record is from RefSeq and is a predicted model, not a curated record. Gene Ontology annotation, cellular component: cytoplasm. The coding region runs from base 587 to 2884 and encodes 765 amino acids. NCBI's taxonomy places the organism in Eukaryota, Metazoa, Chordata, Actinopteri, Holocentriformes, Holocentridae. Gene Ontology annotation, biological process: intracellular signal transduction; protein phosphorylation; microtubule cytoskeleton organization.
CUUGACGCUGCUGCGCAUCUCGCGGACCGGGAAUACCGAUUUCUGAACAUUUCGGCCUUUUUCCCCCCUGCACCGUAGGCUCUGUUUUCCUGCGGACCGCUGCAAAGGGGAGCGGGUUGCAUCGCGUCGGGGGGUUAAACUGAAAGAUUACAUCGGUCAGUAUUAUGGUAAACGGAGAUGACACACAUCCAGAAGGAGCCGUAUUUGUUUUGUAUGGCGAAAUGAGGCAGGGGGUGGAGAGUCGCCACAGAGACGCUGGGCUCCGGCCAAACAUCACCGCAUUUUAGCACUUAUUCGAUGCUCGGGAUUUGCAUUGUAUUGCAUUUGCUGCAUCGUUGAUCGGCUGUAUUCUGCAAAGUGCAUGGUGGAAAAUGCAUCUUGUUUGAGGACACCCCCCCACCAGAUAUCCGUUGCUGCCAUGACAGGCAGAGGUCUCCUCUCGACCACGGCUUGGCCGGUUGGAGAAGAAGCAGAUUGAUUCGGGACGGUGGGUCGCAUCUGCGGAUGUUAUUCUAUCAGUGGAGCCCGAUCUUGUAAAUAUUAUCCGUGUAAACACACCGUGAUUCUUACUCAGGGAAAAAAAAACAUGUCUUCUCGUUCUGCGUUACCGUCUGGAAACGACAGGAGUACUGGAGAGCAUCAUGUGUCUCUGGCGGCCAGCCGCUCAGACAAGGGCACCAGCCUGUCCAGCCGCUCGCUGGGCGCCCGCUGCAGGAACUCCAUCGCCUCCUGCUCGGACGAGCUGCCGCACAUCGGCAACUACCGUCUGCUCAAGACCAUCGGCAAGGGAAACUUCGCCAAGGUCAAGCUGGCCCGCCACAUCCUGACGGGCAGGGAGGUUGCAAUAAAAAUCAUCGACAAAACUCAGUUGAAUCCAACCAGCCUACAAAAGCUCUUUCGGGAGGUACGAAUAAUGAAAGGCUUGAAUCACCCUAAUAUAGUGCAGCUGUUCGAGGUGAUUGAGACGGAUAAGACCCUUUACCUAAUCAUGGAGUACGCCAGUGGAGGUGAAGUGUUUGACUACCUCGUAUCUCAUGGGAGAAUGAAGGAGAUUGAAGCCAGAGCCAAAUUUCGACAGAUCGUUUCGGCUGUCCACUACUGCCACCAGAAGAACAUCGUCCACAGAGAUUUGAAGGCAGAGAACCUUCUGCUGGAUGCCGACGCCAACAUCAAGAUCGCAGACUUCGGCUUCAGCAAUGAGUUCACGCUGGGCAACAAGCUGGACACGUUCUGUGGCUCGCCGCCCUACGCCGCCCCCGAGCUUUUCCAGGGCAAGAAGUAUGACGGGCCCGAGGUGGAUGUCUGGAGCCUCGGAGUCAUCCUCUACACGCUGGUCAGCGGCUCGCUGCCCUUUGACGGGCAGAACCUAAAGGAGCUGAGGGAGCGUGUGCUGAGGGGAAAGUACCGUGUGCCCUUUUACAUGUCCACAGACUGUGAAGGGAUCCUACGCCGAUUCCUGGUGCUCAACCCCUCCAAACGCUGCACCCUAGAGCAAGUCAUGAAGGAUAAGUGGAUAAAUACAGGGUAUGAGGGGGAGGAACUGAAGCCCCAUGUAGAGCCUGUAGAGGACUACAGCGAUCCAAGUCGCAUAGAGGUGAUGGUCGGGAUGGGCUUCACACCAGAGGAAAUCAAAGACUCCCUGCUCAAUCAGAAAUACAACGAGGUCACCGCCACCUACCUGCUGCUGGGCCUCAAAAGCGACGACGGCAGUGAGACUCGCUCUGCCAGUAGCCUGUCCCUGGCGAGGGUACGACCCAGCCCGAUCACCAAUGGAACCAACAAGCACUCCUCGGCCACCGGCUCCUCUUCCUCCUCCUCUUCCUCCUCACAUAGCAAGACCCAGCGCAGUGCCUCCACCUACCACAGGCAGCGACGACACAGCGACUUCUUGCUCCACAACAAAGGCGGGCCCUCAAUGCCCGUUAUGCACCCCAAGCGGAGCCCGACCAGCACGGGCGACCGGGAGCUGCGAGAGGGGCGAAUGCCUUCGCGUAAGGCCAGCUGCAGCGUGAUGGGAAGCCACAGCCUCCCUCCCUCCAGCCCGAUGGUCAGCAGUGCCAACAACCCCAACAAGUCUGAGAUCCCAGACCGCCGCAAAGAGAUGACUGCCACCACGAACAACAUCCCUGGAAGCGCCAUGACCCGCCGGAAUACAUACGUGUGCACGGACCGCUCGGGCACCGAUAGGCACUCUCUCCUGCAGAACGGCAAAGACAACAGCUCCCUGAGCCACCGCAUGCCUCCUGCGUCUCCUUCCACGCUCAGUAUUUCCGGGGCAGGAGCCUCCUCCUCCACCUCCGGGGACCGAUGCCGCUUGACCCGAGGCUCCACGAUCCGCAGCACCUUCCACGGGGGCCAGCUGAGGGACCGCGGACCCCCGGUGUACUCUGCCCCGCCCACGUCCCCCACCCUGUCCCACCAUGAAGCCAGCCCGCUGCCCCAUGCCCGCAGCCGGGCCACCUCCAACCUCUUCACCAAGCUGACCUCCAAACUCACUCGCAGGGUCACAAAUGAAUCUGAGGGAAUCAGCAGAUUUGCGGUCGCAAGUCGCUAUCUACCUGGGCAUCAAAAAGCGUCCGAGCCCCGGGCCGUCGGACGUAGCUGGGAUCUGAGAGGCGGCGGGCGGCGGGACCCUGCGGAGGUGGUACUGGCUCUGCGGGAGGCGGCGCUCGGGUGUGGCUGCCAGGUCCACCACGCCGGCCCCUUCUUGCUCUCCUGCACCCACGGGGUGGCGGGGGGCCGCGUGGCUUUCGAGGCCGAGGUGUGCCACCUCUCCACGGGCAACUCCGAGACUUCUAACGGGGUGCGCUACACGCGACUCUGGGGGGCACCGCUAGCUUUUCGGGACAUUGCCACCCAAAUCUCCAAGGAUCUUGAACUUUGAACAAGGGUGUGUAUGUGUGUGUAUGUGUGUGUGUGUGUGCGUGUGGGUGUGUUUGUGUGUGUAUUUGUGAGUGUGUGUGUCUGUGUGUGUGAGUGCGCGUGUAAAGGGGGGGGUGAAAAUAAUUAAGAGGACAAAAAAAAAAAAAAACAACUCAAGAGAAGGGGCGAGGGGCUGGACCCGAAAGAAAAAACAUCUCCUCCUGACUCUUACAUGAACACAAAACUAAUAACCACCCCCCUCCCACACACACACACACACACACACACACACACACACAUACACACACACACACACAGACACCUCACACAUGAAGUCACACAGACUGAGACACCCCCUCCCCCCCGACAACCCCACCCCUACCCAGCUGUGCCCUCCAGCUCACCCAACUUAUCUACUGAGCAACUGCACCCACUGGACCUGGAUCGGAGGGAAUCCAGUUUAAUAUUUUUUAUCGCUAAUCUAGCCAUAAUGACUCUCUUUAUUUUGUUAUUUAUUGCUCUCAUCGUUGUUUUCAACCACCGUCACCUCCACCACGAUAGAAAACAUCUCUUGUGCAUCCGGCGUCGUCGACAAGCCAUCCAUUUUUAUUUGUGUGUCACUUUUUUUACACGCACCGCUCGUUUUUUCCUCCAGUUUUUGACAUUGAUACCAAUGAAGUGAUUAUCUGCUGACUGUUCAUCACCUUGGGGACAAAAAAUAUGCACAAAUGCGGAGACGGUCCGACUCGGUGAUGGGACGAGCAGCCACGGAGGGUUGUAUUGAUUUGUGUACAUACAGCAGUGUCGGCUGCAGUGAGUUAUGGUCAGUGGGAGCAGCGGUGACAGGGCUUUGAAGCGGCCAAUCAGAGGCUGACACUGACAAAAAAAACAAAAAAAAAAAAAACAGCCAAUCCGAAGCUGACUCCGACAUGGAGGAGCCGGCAACAUCCUCAGUUGUGUAAGCCGGGUGGUUUUCCCUCCCGUCACAUUGUAUUAACUCUUUUUCACCGUGCAGGACAAAUUAAAGAUGGAGAUAUGUGUAUUGAGAAACCCACACACCAUGGUAAGCUAAUUUUUUCAUGCAUACAGGGAAAAAAAAACUAUUUUGGUACAUUAAUCUCAUUUUUCAUUUUAGAUUCUAGCCUCACCAGUAUGGAGACUGAAUCGGUGCAGCUGAUUUGGUUAAAUAAAAGGUGGCUCAUGUAGCUGUCAUACCUCUGUAGUUUCAAUGCUGGCUCCUCCACAAGAUAAAAUGGAUUUUGAAAGGGCUGCACACACACACACACACACACACACACACAUUGGAUGAUAUUCUUUCAGAGAAACUCUUCUUGCUCUCUGGUUGGCUGCGUUCAACGUCUGUCAGCGCUGGUCUUGGUCAGUAAAAAUAUCACUUGUUCUCAAAAGCAUUUGGAUCUCCCAUGAACCCAACUUCCCUGUUUCCACUCCUUUUACCUUCUUUUACCAAGAGUUGCAUUCAAGCCAUGAAACCGCGGACAUGCAGUUGUUUCUUUGCGGAAAAAAAUGAAUUUGAACUCAAAAGUCCUCGUUGCUGAAAUUGGUAAAAAAAAACAAAAAAAAAACGAGGAGGAGUUUGUGCAAAUGUGCAACUCUGAAAGCAGUUCAUGGUUGCAAGCCUUGCCCUUGAACUCCCUGGGGAUAUGCCAAAACAGAAAGCAGUCAGAUGUCACACCAUGGCAAGCAAAAAAAAAAAAAAAAAAAAAAAAUAUGGAGAUAAGUUUGGGUAUUUUCAGUGUAAUGCAAUUCUUUGGUUCUAUUCUGUGCCAUGUGAUCUCACCUCAGUCAUCAUCUCAGUGUACUGAAGGGAAACACCAAAAGUGGACCAGCCACGCAGCGCAACCUCUUGAUAUUCACACACACACACACACACACACACACACACACAUAGACACACCCAGAUGUCCCACCCUCCUUCUCUUGAAUGGACUGCUUUCUGCUCUCUCUCUCUUCCUGUACCUCUCCUCUCUCUCUGUCUUUUUCUCUCUUUCUCUCUCUCUUUCUCUGUCUCUCUCUCGCCUGCUCAGACAUCCUUCAGCAUUGUGGCACUGGUGGACCUCCAGUAUAAACUGGUCUGUCCAUUAUUGAUGACUGUGGGCUGUGGGGAUCGAGGGGAGUGUUCUGGAAAGACACAAUGAAGGCAGUGUGGACAGUGUUUUCUUCUUGUUAGUCCAGUUGCCUUUAAAGUGAACUACCCCCAGCGCCUUCACACAGUACAUAUUUAAUGUAAAAAAAAAAGAAAAAAAAAGAAAAAAAGAAGAAAAAAGAAAAAAAAAAAGAAAAAGAAAAAACUGAGAAAGCUUUCUAUUCUCCCUCCCUGUUUUUAGUGAAUAAUGUACUGUGAUAUUUAUGUAGGCUACAGAGAUCAUGUUGUUUGGCUGCUGAUUUACUGUUAAUACUAUCUCAGUUGUGGCUUUGCUCAUGGUGAUCCCUCCCCUCAUCCCAUCCCAACCCCCUCCAUUUGAACCUCCUUUCCCGCCCAUUGUCAACUUUCCUCCCGCCUCCCCACAUUUAACAACAAGGACGCCAACCUUAGCUGUCCACCAUCUUGUCUGUGACACUAGAAGCCCUUUUUUUCGAUUGGGAUAUCCUUGAUCUUCACAACGAGCGUUUGACUUUCUCAGCUCUCUUUGUAUUUGUUUGGGACCCUGUUUUCUUGUUUGGCAGGGAAACACUCUCAACCGUCAUCCACUCUCAGUCACAUCGUAAACCCAUAUAUAUCUAUCUCUCUGAGAUCUUCCCAGUCCUGAUUGGUCUGCGCUGUUUCAUGAGUCAUGACACAAGAGCCCCAACAGAGGAGACUUGUUUGACCUGUCCUCCUCCUCAGGGCACCAGGCAGACACCAAUAUGGAUGCCGGGAGUCUCUGUCCUUGUCCUCUCCCUGGACGUUUCUCAUUGUGGUGUAUAUUAGCAUUAGGUAAUAUAGACCUCAAUGCACUUUGCUUUGACUUGAAUCAGCUCCUUCCAGUGUGCCUGUAUAGGUAAUACCCAGAACUAGCCACUGGAGGGCGCCAAUGUCUUAAAUGUGAAACACUUCAAUUUGUGGAUAUUUGCACAGGUACUUUAUUUAUUUUUUAGAAUAAUAUCAUUAAAAAAAAAACAGGAUUUAUAUCAGUCAGUUGAUGGCUGUAUAUAAAAUAUAUGAAUAUAGUAUAUAUCUUAGAGCUCAAGGUUUAUUUAUAGCUAGAGCAAGGGAAGUAAUUCUAGUUUAAAGCAGUUUCUGUCAAUGACAAUGGAGAACAAAACCAACCUGCAAUCCUGCAUGACUUCAGAGUUUGGGUUUUAGGGGAAAAAAAUGAAAAAUGAUGCACACCUAGGAGUGGAAGCUUUGUGAAACACAGACACAGUCAGUUUUUAAAGACAUGAAUUAAUACAAUGAACUGGUGCUGGAUAUAGAACAGGUUCCUUCCCCCUCUCACAAAUACAAAUGGCAUCGGUACAAGAAGAGUGAUAUAAUUCCAUCUUGUUUGCCAGAGGAACAGGCUCGAUUCAUUCAAGCCAGCCUCUGAGUUCCUGAGAUCCUCAGCGUCUUUAGACAUGCCGUGAAUUAUACCACAUUUUAACUAAGAAAACUGUACAGUUUUUGGAUCCAGCAAAACAUAGGAAGGAAACAUAAUGGAGAAAACAUUGUGCAGUUUCUAAAUACUUCUCUACCAAUUCCACCUCAACUGGAAUUGACACCAAUCCUGAUAAGUCCCUGAAAUGUUGAAAGUCCCAGGUUGCAAUCAAGCCAUAGAAACGUUAGUUUACGGUCUUUUGAUCACAAAUAAGCAUCUGGUUGUUUGCUGAGCAUUUCAUUGGAGGAGGUGCAAAGGGGGGAAAACAUAUAAACUUAUUGUAUAAGGACCCUUUCUUGAUAUAGAUAAAUGGACAUUGUCUCAAGAUGGAAUCUACUGUGAAAAAAAAACUCUUGAAAUGAUUUUUGGGAGACUGUUCAGUUCAUGCUUGUAUAUCUACUCAGACGGUGUCAUUGGUCUGGUCUAGAUGGUGGUUGGUUACAGUAUUAUGACCCCAGGGGGCUCAGUGUUUAACAUGCACUGUCGUUUUGGAGCUGAUUUUGGAACCAGUUGAUGUAAUAUGCAAAAGAGACUAAUGAGACUGAAGAACACACACAGUUUGGCCUGUAUGAGUAAUUUUACUCUCCUCUACUGUUUAACUCCUCCCCUCAGAAAUAAACUGUAAACUGAGAUUGAGUGGUUGUGGUAUACAAGGAGAACAUGGAGCUGAUAAUUAAUAAAAUUCACAGAUGUUGGCA